Messenger RNA from Syzygium oleosum, 354 nucleotides. RefSeq lists its product as uncharacterized. The transcript has 2 exons. The coding region runs from base 1 to 354 and encodes 117 amino acids. The record is from RefSeq and is a predicted model, not a curated record. NCBI's taxonomy places the organism in Eukaryota, Viridiplantae, Streptophyta, Magnoliopsida, Myrtales, Myrtaceae.
AUGGUGGCAUCAAUACGCAAAAGAUCAUAUACUCUCAUCGAUCAAAAGGAGGAUAGUGGAGCACAGUACGUGGUCCGGCCGCUCAGUCGCGCCGAGGACGAGGACGAAGACAGCAGCGACUACCUGGAGCAACAUGAGAACGGGUUGGAGCCAGAAGAAGACAUCGAGGAAGACGAUGAGGUCGAGGAUGAAGAGGAUGGAGUGGAAGAAGAGGAGGAGGUGGAUGAAGAUGGCGGUGGCAAGGUGGAGGAUCCGCCCACGGAGAGGAAGAGGGCAGAUAGAGACGAUGAGGAGGAUGAUGAUGAUGAUUCUGAGGACAGCGAUGUCGAUCAUGAGAGACCUCCCAAGAGAUGA